CAGCGGCCGCCGUCUAGGAGCCAGUGCGAGGUGCGAGAGAAGGUCCAAGGGCUGGGGUCGCGGAACCUGACGCGGAACCUGACGCUCGAACCCGGCUGGAGAUGGAAUUCGACUGUGAAGGUCUGAGACGGCUGCUUUGCAAGUACAAGUUCAGGGAUCUAACUGUGGAAGAACUAAAGAAUGUAAACAUGUUUUUCCCACAUUUCAGAUAUUCCAUGGACACCUAUGUUUUCAAAGAUGAUUCCCAGAAAGACUUGCUGAAUUUCACUGGUACUAUUCCUGUGAUAUAUCAGGGUAAUACAUAUAACAUACCAAUUCGUUUGUGGAUUUUGGAUUCUCACCCUUUUGCUCCCCCCAUUUGCUUCUUAAAGCCAACUGAAAAUAUGGAAAUCUCAGUUGGAAAACAUGUGGAUGCUCAAGGCAGAAUAUACUUGCCCUACCUCCAAAACUGGAGCCAUCCUAAAUCUGUCAUUGUAGGAUUAAUUAAAGAAAUGAUCACCAAGUUUCAAGAGGAACUUCCCCUGUAUUCUUUCUCCCCGUCUGACGAGGCACGGCAGGUGGACUUGCUAGCCUAUAUUGCAAAGAUCACUGAAGGUGUCUCAGACAUAAAUUCAAAGAACUGGGCAAAUUAUGAGAACAAAACAGUAAAGAAAAUUACCGUGGUUGGAGGUGGAGAACUAGGAGUUGCCUGCACAUUAGCAAUCUCAGCAAAGGGCCUUGCAGACAGACUCGUCCUCUUAGACCUCUCAGAAGGGACGAAGGGAGGGAUGAUGGACCUUAAUAUCUUCAACCUGCCUAAUGUGGAGAUCAGCAAAGAUCCCUCUGCCUCUGCUCAUUCCAAGGUGGUCAUCUUCACAGUUAACUCUUUAGGAAAUUCUCAGUCCUACCUUGAUGUGGUGCAGAGAAAUGUGGAUAUGUUCAGAGCCCUUGUCCCAGCUCUGGGACAUUAUAGUCCAAACAGUGUCCUGCUUGUUGCAUCUCAGCCAGUGGAGGUCAUGACCUAUGUGACAUGGAAGCUGAGUGCAUUUCCUGCAACUCGAGUGAUUGGAACUGGAUGCAAUCUGGAUUCACAGAGAUUACAGUAUAUUAUUACAAAUGUUUUGAAGGCACAAACAUCAGGAAAACCAGUAUGGGUUAUUGGUGAGCAGGGAGAAGACAAAGUGACCAAAUGGGGUGGCCAAGAAGAAGUAAUGAGUCAUAACGCUCAGGUGCAGCUGUCCGGCAGAGCCGUGGAAUUAUUGAGGGAAAAAGGUCAAAGAUCCUGGUCUGUUGGACUAUCAGUAGCUGACCUGGUUGACAGUCUUAUAAAUGAUAAAAAGAAAGUGCAUUCUGUAUCAGUCUUAGCAAAGGGAUAUUAUGAUAUAAAUAGUGAAGUGUUUUUAAGUUUGCCUUGCAUCCUGGGAACCAGUGGGGUAUCUGAAGUCAUCAGAAGCUCAGGGAAAGAAGACGGGGUGACUGAGAAGCUCCAAGGCAGCGCAUCUUCGCUCCACGAUCUCCAGCAGCAGCUAAAGCUCUGAGCCUCAAGUUCAGAGUUACCUGAAAGGAAAGGUCAUUUAGUUUUGCCAACACAUAUAGGGUUGAGAACUUCUGUAUUUUAUUACUUACUUUUACAAACUGCUUGGUCAAGGUAGGUGGUUUCUUGGUUAGUCUUGUAAUUUGAAUUCUUAAAGAGUUAGAUAAGGAGGGAGGAAAAUCCAGUUUUCUUUGUUGUUCUUGGGAUAUCUGUGUUCUUUCAACCUGGAGCAGAGAUAAGCAUGACCUGCAGUUACAUCACGUAAAACUCCGUAUCCUCAACUAAAGGCAUGUUCAGCACUUCGGGAAUAUUUUGAAAGUAAUACAUUUUUAGAAGACAGUUACUCCUUGACAGUUACAGUAAACAUGAUGAGCUGAAGGCCCAUUGUGGAUUUAGGAAAUCUGUGCUAGGUGUGCAAAGGAUCCACAGUUUAAGGUAUUGUUUCUUCCUUAAAAUACAGUUGACAGUAAUGGUAGUAAAGCAUUUUGUUUUCCCUCUUCGAUUAAUUAGCUACCAAAGUAUGGAAAAGAAUUUACAUGUACUUUAAAAUAGUAAAGGGGAAAAUGAAAAAUUUUUAAACAUAUGAAGACAAAGUAUAGUUUAACUUCUAGUGGGACUGUCCUCUUUGAAAUUUUCUAUAAUCUCUUUCUGGGCUAUAUCAGAUCUCUAAUAUAUCAUAAACUCACUGUAAUAUUAGUAGAAUCAUAGAGAAAUGUGCAUUUUGAUGGUGAACAAGAGCCAAGCAGUUUACUUUAAAGCUGAAAUAUGAGGGGGAGAGGCUGGAUGGACUGAUUAUUCUGAGCAGAUCCUUCAGUGACUCCCAAAGAAAUGAUGGGAGUCCAUCCACUUUGAUGCUGGGUGGACGGCAGUAUGUUCACGUGCAAAAGAUAGCCUAUUAUCACUAAGGUGGUGUGCAACUAACAGUGACAGCUAACACCAGCACUUCUUAUAUUUCAGGCAGUGUGAUGAGCACUUUAUUAUUUUACUGAAUCUUCAACAGUAGUCCAUCGAGGUAGGGACUAUUAUCAUUAUCAUUUUGUAGAGCAGGGAAUUGAGCUUUAGUGACCAAGGUCUCAUGGUUAAAGGGUGCUUAUCACAUAACUUCUACCUUUUUUAAGUAUUAGAAGAGGGAAAAGGUCUAAAAGCAAAAAUAGUCACCAUCAGAGUAAAGCUGGGGUUCUGUACUCUUCCAUUCUCGAGUAGGAGCUGACUUUUUUCCAACAUAGUUUUUAGAAAGAUUAAUUCCCUGACUUCCCAGACUUUCCCUCAGCAAGUAGCAGAGAGGGGUAUGCACGGAGGUAGGUGUGUAUUUAUUUGGUCACUCAGGUAGUAUUGACUGCCAGCUGACUGUGCAGUAGGCACUGCAUUUUAGGUACUGUAGAUAUAGUGGUGAGCAAACCUGGACUAGGUACAAGCCCUAUGUUCCUUAUAAUGUAGUAUGGAAGACAUAAUAAUCAAAUCUCACAAAUAAAUGUGCAAUUGAAAAUGUAGUAAGUACUGUGAAGAAGUCCAGGUGCUUUGAAAGCAUAUCAUAAGUCAAUCCAUACCUGGUCAGAGAGAUAGGAACCUAGACAGAGAGGAAACAGUCAGACUAAGGUUAAUUUAGUAUAAUAACAGAUGCUUGUAAUGACGAGCUUAAAUCAUUCAGGAAAGGUGAAAUUAUAUUGUGUCCUAUGUUU
This is a messenger RNA of Phyllostomus discolor (pale spear-nosed bat), 3192 nucleotides long. It is a transcript of the gene UEVLD, whose product is annotated as UEV and lactate/malate dehyrogenase domains. NCBI's taxonomy places the organism in Eukaryota, Metazoa, Chordata, Mammalia, Chiroptera, Phyllostomidae. The coding region runs from base 102 to 1517 and encodes 471 amino acids. The transcript has 12 exons. Gene Ontology annotation, molecular function: oxidoreductase activity, acting on the CH-OH group of donors, NAD or NADP as acceptor; ubiquitin binding. Gene Ontology annotation, biological process: protein modification process; carboxylic acid metabolic process; protein transport. Gene Ontology annotation, cellular component: ESCRT I complex. The record is from RefSeq and is a predicted model, not a curated record.